Messenger RNA from Iphiclides podalirius (scarce swallowtail), 750 nucleotides. The record is from the annotation of a GenBank genome assembly. Lineage: Eukaryota; Metazoa; Arthropoda; Insecta; Lepidoptera; Papilionidae.
AUGGAUGGGAACCGUCGAUUUGCUAAAAAGAAAAGCGUGAAAAGUAGCGUAGGCCAUUACAAAGGUUUUGAUAAACUUUCAGAAACAUUGAAGUGGUGUCUUGAUCUUGGUGUACCUGAAGUGACAGUUUAUGCAUUUAGCAUAGAGAAUUUUAAAAGAAGUGAAGAUGAAGUUACAGCACUCAUGGACUUAGCACGUGAUAAAUUUAAAAGACUUCUUGAUGAAGUUGAGUUAAUGAAUGAUUGGGGUGUUCGUAUACAUGUGGCUGGGCGAUUAUCACUUCUUCCAAAUGAUCUACGGUCUCUUGUUGCACGUGCAAUGUUAGCAACUAGAUAUAAUAAUAAAUUGCAACUCAACAUAGCAUAUGCCUACACAGGUCGUGAUGAAAUUAGCCGUGCUGCAUCUUAUAUAGUUGAUGGUUGUAAGAAUAAUGACCUUACUACUGAUGACAUUGAUGAAUAUCUUGUCUCCCAAGCGCUGGACUUGGCAGAAGCUGAGUUAUUAAUAAGAACAUCUGGGGAAGUGAGGCUCUCAGAUUUCAUGCUGUGGCAGAUUUCACGAACAGUUUUAUAUUUCUCAGAUGUUCUUUGGCCAGAGUUCACAAUUUGGAAUCUGCUAGCUGCUAUUAUACAUUUUCAAAGAAAUGCACCACCUCUGUUACCAGAAAAUGUGAACAGUGAUGCUAAGCAGAAAUUCUUGAACAAAUUGGAAAAUAAAUGGUGGAGUGACCUAGAGAGUUUUGUAGCUUGU